Drosophila busckii is the source of this 1625-nucleotide messenger RNA. It is a transcript of the gene Spt-I, whose product is annotated as serine palmitoyltransferase 1. Gene Ontology annotation, molecular function: pyridoxal phosphate binding; serine C-palmitoyltransferase activity. The record is from RefSeq and is a predicted model, not a curated record. Gene Ontology annotation, biological process: ceramide biosynthetic process; sphingosine biosynthetic process. The transcript is spliced from 6 exons. The coding region runs from base 109 to 1509 and encodes 466 amino acids. Gene Ontology annotation, cellular component: endoplasmic reticulum. Lineage: Eukaryota; Metazoa; Arthropoda; Insecta; Diptera; Drosophilidae.
UUUUUUAUUAUUAUUUCUUUAAUGCCUGCAUUUUAUCAGAAUCGUUUGUUUUAAAGAUAUAACUGUUGGAGGCCUAAUCAGCUACGAGAGGAAAAAAAAGCUUACAACAUGCUGGGCACAAUACAAUUGUUUAACGAAUUAGGCAGCAUUUUUCGUAAUACGCCGACCUUUGCGCUGGUACUGGAAACGCUAUUAUUGAUCACGGUGAUAUGGCUGCUCUUGCAUAGGCGUAGCGGCAAAAGACUGACCAAAGAGCAGGAGGAUCAGCUUAUUGAGCAAUAUGAACCGGAACCGUUAGUGCCUGAUACGGAUGCCGAUCAUCCUUUGCUGCGCACACGCUUGGUGCAAUCACGUGUGGGCAAACGCAUUGUAGUAGACGGACACGACUGCUUAAAUCUAGGUUCACAUAACUAUCAGGGUUUCCUAGAGGAUAGUGAAAUUUUGGAGGAAGCAUGCAAAACGCUACGCAAAUAUGGCGUUGGCUCUUGUGGGCCUCGUGGUUUCUACGGCACUAUGGAUGUGCAUUUGGACUUGGAGGAUCGCUUGGCCAAGUUUAUGGGACUGGAGGAGGCUAUAGUGUAUUCGUAUGGCUUCUCGACUGUAGCUAGCGCUAUACCCGCCUAUGCUAAGCGUGGGGACAUUAUUUUUGUUGAUGAAGCCGUUAACUUCUCUGUGCAAAAAGGUCUGGAUGCCUCUCGCAGUACUAUCUACUUUUUCAAGCACAAUGAUAUGCAAGAUUUGGAGCGUCUUCUGAAGGAGCAACAACAACGCGAUCUAAAAAACCCCAAGAAAGCGCUAAAGACGCGUCGAUUUUUGGUUGUCGAGGGCAUCUUUAUGAACACAGGCGAAUUGUGUCCCUUGCCAGAGCUUGUGGCAUUGCGUCAGAAGUACAAGUUGCGAUUAUUUUUGGAUGAAAGUAUUAGCUUUGGCACACUGGGUAAAACUGGCCGCGGCAUUACAGAGCAUUUCAACGUUAAUCGUGAAGAGGUAGAUUUGAUAUCUGCUGGCAUGGAGGGAGCCAUGGCCACGAUUGGCGGCUUUUGUGUGGGCUCACAUUUUAUAGCCGAGCAUCAGCGUCUCUCUGGCUUGGGCUAUAUAUUCUCUGCAUCGUUGCCGCCUAUGCUAACGCAGGCUGCUAUUUCCGCCCUGGAUCGCUUUGAGCGUGACCCACACAUAUUUGAGGAGCUGCAACAAAAGUCGCGUCUGGUGCAGCAAUAUUUUAAACGUUUCAGCAUGUUGCGAUUGCAGGGAGAUGAACUCUCUCCCGUGAAGCACUUGUAUAUGAGUCAGGAGCAUGAAGAUUUGCAGACGGAGCGGAAGCUGCUUACAUUAUUGGCUGAUAAGUGCAUUGAGAAUGGCGUGGCUGUUGUCGAUGCUGCUUAUUUGCAGAACCGCGAACGCAAACCCGUGCGUCCCAGUUUGCGCAUUGCCGUUAAUCGUCUGCUGGAUGAGACGGACAUUAAAGCUGCCUUUGAUACCAUUGAAAAGAUUUCCACUGAAGUGCUUUAAGCUUGCCUUCAUUAUUGCGAAGGAAAUUGCAUACAUAUUUGUGUAUAGUUUUAAGUUACCAAUUUGUUGUACUGUCGUCCAAUUACAGUUAAGCACAUACAAAUUUUUGUAAGAAA